Oryzias melastigma (Indian medaka) is the source of this 4379-nucleotide messenger RNA. It is a transcript of the gene fam168a, whose product is annotated as family with sequence similarity 168 member A. The transcript has 8 exons. The record is from RefSeq and is a predicted model, not a curated record. Bases 171 to 851 code for a protein of 226 amino acids. NCBI's taxonomy places the organism in Eukaryota, Metazoa, Chordata, Actinopteri, Beloniformes, Adrianichthyidae. Gene Ontology annotation, biological process: positive regulation of base-excision repair.
CAUCCCCCACACGGUGGCCGUCUCUCCGGGUGAAAGCUGUCUUCCUAGCGCCAGUGGCCGAGCAGAACCAGUCCGCACCGACCAACCGAACGCACUCAGCACACGAAGGAGUCUUUAUUUUCGAGUGGUUUCGAUUUGCAUAUCCACUUCCUCAUUUGCAUACAGCAAGAAUGGCGAGCGGGCAUCCCACAGAAAAAUUCAGUUUCAUGUACCAACCAGACACGCACAAGAGCAAGAACAGGUUAUCUUCAGCCAUGAAUCCCGUCUACAGCCCCGUUCAGCCUGGCACUCCAUACGGAAACCCCAAGAACAUGGCCUUCACAGGCUAUCCUGGAGCUUAUCCUGCCACGGCCCCCACCUAUACACCCAACCUCUAUCAAACAGGAAGUCCUGGGUAUCCACCAGGAUAUACUUCAGCAGGAACUCCAUACAAAGUACCCCCCACCCAGUCAAAUGGAGCACCUCCUCCUUACACCCCUACGCCCACCCCAUACCCGACAGCCAUGUACCCCAUCCGCAGUGCCUAUCCUCAGCAGAACAUAUACGCACAGGGAGCUUACUACACUCAGCCAGUGUACGCAGCUCAGCCACAUGUGAUCCAUCACACCACCGUGGUGCAGCCCAACAGCAUCCCCUCCACAGCGCUCUACCCCGCCCCCGUCCCCGUCCCCGCUCCUCGCAACAACGGCAUGGCGGCCAUGGGAAUGGUGGCCGGGACGACUAUGGCCAUGAGUGCAGGGACCCUGUUGACAACACCCCAGCACGCUCAGAUUGGAGCACAUCCAGUUACGGUGCCAACCUACAGGCCCCAAGGGACACCUGGUUACAGCUACGUACCACCUCACUGGUAGAGCCCGCCCUUCGUAUCUGGAGUCCACCAUCAUAUGCAACUGCUUAGAUCUUACACGAGCUCCCAGUGGUAAACAUGGGAACUCGGCACGUGUCUGCAAGAACAAACUAAAGUGCAACAGCCACUUUACUAUCAUUGUUAUGAUGCGACAUUCUCUUUUUUUUUUCAAAGCUGCUUUUAUUUUGUAUUUUCUUUCUGUUCAUUUGCCAACGAGUCAUUAGCGUUUUGAUUUUUGGUUUAAGUUGUUGAUGUCCUCAUGCUGUGUCUGUCAUUGGAACUCCAGAAGGACUCGAACCAUCACAGGCGUCGCUCGCUCCCGUUGUGUUGGGCUGUUUGUGGUCCUGCCUGCUGCUGCUGUUGCUGCUCAGUUUGGCUGGAAUCUAUAGGGCACUUACUCUUCAUCAUCAUCAUCAUCUUCAUUAGUCUCUGGACAGACUUUAGACUAAUGCUGCCAAAUUUUCUAACAGAUAUCAGCACAGGGUUUUGACAUUAAUAGGACUUUAAUUUGUGUUUUUUUUAGUUGUUUACCAUGAUUAGCCAUAUUUCUUUUCCUGUUUUCUACCCUUUUGUUCAUCCCUUUUUUCCUUUCCAGUCUGGUUUUUGGGUUGGAUCUCAUGUGUCUUCCAGCAUGUUCGGCUGUCGGUCCGGCUGUCUUCACCCGAGUGUUAGUUUGUGCUGAGAGCGCUUACCGACCAUCAUUCAGCUAGUCCGACUUGUUCGUUGUACCUAGUACACACUGCAGAGAACCCCCCCCCACCCAGUUUCACGCUACAUACUAUGCAGGCUGGUAUGUUGUGGCUCACCAACUUUGGAGAUCAUUCGGGGCGGUUUAGGUCACUUUUGUAACUGUACAAAUGUUAAUAGUAACAGAGUCAACAGCACACACACACACAAACACACACACAGGGGCUCCUGGUGUGUACGUUCACUUCGAGGCACUUACUGCUGUCAUCACACAAAACGAGCAAAUACGCGGGUGUGUUUGCGAGGACACCGCCCUCGCAGACGGAGCUUAAAGGGAUCUUAGUGGGAGGUGGGGGUGAGAAAGGAGGCGGCGAUGCCAUGCUCACAGGCACUCCUGUAGUUCAAGGUACAAGACAUCCCAGUUUGUGGCAUUUUGCCUCCAAACAGACCGGAUGUUUUGUACGUUGACUUUCUGUUUUCAUGACAUCUCCUCCGCCUUUCAAACAAUAGAGAUGCUCAGCGUUUUGCCUCAAAGGCGUCGGUCCCCGCCCGAACCGAACUCCGGCGUUGGUGGGGAUUCAUAUUUAGGUGAGGCAAUUUUCAGGAUUUAAAAAAAAUAAAAAUAAAAAAAGAUAUUUGCAACCUUAACGGAUUUUAGAGUACAUGUGGGGAUUAGAACAUGCAUUUACUGCGCGGGUAUUUGUCUGAGGGGGUUCAAUUAUCGCAAUAAAUAAGAGGGAAUGCCUCCAGCUGUUCACUUACAGUGGUUAUUUUAUCAGCAUUUUUAAUUGAUUUUUAUAAAUGCUUGUUGUAAUAUCUAAACGUGGAUUCGGAGCUGUUCUUUCAGCCUCCGUUCAAUAAUUAUUCCAGUUACUGCUAAGAACAUAUCAAAAAGUUUGAAUAACGUGAGGAAAUAUUGUACAACAUAAGGUUUAAAAAGAAACUUGACUAUGCUACUCUUAAUUUAACGCUAAGUAAGAGGUACUUAGGCUUCGUAGUGCAGGACAGACGGGACACAGUACAUUCAAAUCAAACAAUAAGGUUUGACGUUUUCUUAGUCCGGAUGUUUGUAAACUUCAUUUUGAAGGGCGUCAAAGAUUUUCUUGAUGUUACUCUUAUUUAACCAAACCACUACGUUUGUCAGUAUUUCUCAGUAAGAUCUAGUUUCUUUCCCUCCUUCCCCUCUGGUCAGCUUAAAUGCAUUAUAUUCAGGUGUAUUUCACUAUAGCAUUGGAUAUAAAAAACACAUGCAGUAUAUUUAUACAGCGAGUGGUACAGUACGGUACUUCUAGAGGAGCUUGGUUGCAUCAGUGUGGCAGCUACUGUUUGUGCUUUUAAAGGAAUAGUUUUUUUUCUGCAUCUCUACAUAUCCACAUGAGGAGGAGGAGUCCAUGCAAGUGAGCCUGUGGAGUCGCCCCCCCCCAUCCCAUUUUUAGGACUGUUGCCUGAGUUUGCUGAAGGAUGUAGCAGUGAAACCUCUUUUCACGGAGUGAGAAAGCCAGCUUUUUCCUGUCUCGUUUUCGUGCCAUAUUUUGACCAAUUGCUGUUCAGUAAAUGAGUUUCUUCUUCUUCUUCUAAAUAACUGGUAAAGUCCUUGUUAAUGUCUAGUUUCUUGUGGAUCUGUGUUUCUUCCUGUUGCUGUCCUAUUUCUCAUGUGACUGAUGCCGUCUGACUUCUUGUUUUUUUUUUUUUUUUAUCAACACAAAAUGAUGUUUGACUUCUUCCUGUCUUCUCGCCUCCUCAUCCCUUUCUUUGCUCUGACAUCCCAAAAUAAUAAUCUCCCAUUGGUCUUUGAUCCACGUCACCAUGGACGGCGGCAUUGCCGUGGUUUCAGGCUUUGAGCCGACGGGAAUAACUCUUCCUUGCUCAUUAUCGCUCUGAUCGAGGUGUUUCUGGGGGCCAUAAGCUUCUUUUUUACGGAUAAUUUGAGGGCAUUUUCAUGCCGUUUCCUACGCAGAGACGAGGAUUCCUCCAGACUGUCCAACAGUUCUGGUGUGGAUGCUCGGGUCUUCUUCUCCAGGACGGUGUAACCGCCUCCUCGUUUGACUCCAUUCCUUUUCCACUCACUUAUUUCAAUUUGCACUUAAGUGAACGUAAAUAUUCAAAGACAUUCAGUGGGGGGGGUUGGCGUGUCUUAAUUAUGGAUCAUCUUUUCCUGUUCGUCCUCUAAACCUUCCUGUUUCAUUUCAAUCACUUUUAAAGUGAAACCACAAAGAGCCUCUUCUUCUUUUCCUUUUUCUCCUUUUUUUUCGCCUUGCAGUUGCUAAGUCUUAGUUUUUCUUAAUAAAAAAAAACACUACUAUCACAAUGAAUAGUGGGCUCUUAAAUGUCUGAUGUUUUGCUGCAGCCUUUUCAUUUCGAUUUUGUCAGAUAUCUCUUGGUUUGAUUGGACACUAAAUGUGAUGCAAAAAGUGGAAAUUCCUCGUCUUCCAAAAAAAAAAGAAAAAACCCGUGCUCGUGUCCCCGUCGGGCCGACCGAGUAUCCAGAAAAAGCCCGUCUUUGGAAGUUUUCGUUUGGUACACAGUUUGCACAUGCUAUGGUAUUUCUGUUACCGUAAGGUUGUGUUUGAAACUGAAGCCCAGCGUCUGUUCAGCGUUGAGAGAAGUGUAUGUUCGCUAUUCGGUCCAGAGUGAAGGACCUGCAUCAGGCUUGUGAUAUGAAGUGUAAAUUUGUUUUUAAUUUUUUUAAUGUUUCUUUUAUUUUUUUUGUUGUUGUUUUUUUUUCUUCUUUUUUAAAAGAUCAGUUAGUGAUCUUAGUACUAUAACUAAGCCAAGUUUGUAAUUGUAUAUUUACUGUAAAAUGUAGAACAUUAAAUAACUAUUAAAAUUUUCCUAUAAAAGGACA